Messenger RNA from Loxodonta africana (African savanna elephant), 1465 nucleotides. RefSeq names its product putative serine protease K12H4.7. The record is from RefSeq and is a predicted model, not a curated record. Lineage: Eukaryota; Metazoa; Chordata; Mammalia; Proboscidea; Elephantidae. The transcript has 9 exons. The coding region runs from base 68 to 1465 and encodes 465 amino acids. Gene Ontology annotation, molecular function: serine-type exopeptidase activity; dipeptidyl-peptidase activity. Gene Ontology annotation, biological process: proteolysis.
UCAGGGUGGGAGGGUAACUACAGUAGAGAUAGACCAAACUGUGGAAGCUGCUUCUCACAAGGCAACCAUGGCCCCUGCUCUUGGGUGGCUGCUGCAGCUGCUCUUCUGUUCCUGUGCCCAGAGUUUUCCUACUGAUGGCUGGUUCCAGCAAAAGCUAGACCAUUUUAGUGAAAAUGGCUCACCAUUCUGGGAACAGAGAUAUUUCAUUAACAAUACCUUCUACAAACCUGGAGGGCCAGUAUUCCUCAUGAUUGGAGGGUGGAUGACUAUCGGUACAAACUGGGUAUCAACGGAUUAUACGUGGAUUACAUACGCUGAGAGACUGGGUGCCUUCUGUUUAGCCCUGGAACACAGAUUCUAUGGACAAAGCCAGCCGACAGGGGAUCUGAGUACUGCCAGCCUUCGCUACCUCAGAAGCAAGCAAGUCUUGGCUGACAUUGCCUACUUCCGAACUGAAAUAGCAAAGAAAAUGGGGCUCAUCAAAAAUAAGUGGGUUGUAUUUGGUGGCUCUUAUGGCGGUUCCCUUGCAGUGUGGUCAAGAAUAAAAUACCCCAACCUGUUUGCUGCAGCAGUGAGCAGCAGUGCACCAGUAAAAGUAAAAGUUAAUUUUUAUGAGUACUUUGAAGGAGUUCACAGCGCUCUGGCCACUCAUAACAGCGAAUGUUCAAAAGCAGUGAAAGAUGCUUUAGGUCAAGUCAUCAAGUUACUGAAAUUUCCAAAAUACUACAGAAGGCUUAAAAAUGAUUUCAUGUUAUGUGAGCAUCUUAAAGUUAACUCAGUAAUGGACUCAACCUAUUUCGUAGAGAAUUUGUUGAUAUUUUUGGCUUCAAUUAUUCAGCGUAAUAAGGAUAAUGAAACAAUUAAGAGUACUCCCAACAUUGAUGACUUUUGUGACAAGAUGACUAACACCUCACUGGGCUCACCAUAUUAUAGAUAUGCAAGAAUUAUGACUAUUAGGUUCAAGAAUGGAAAUCCCUCUUGCCUUGAUGCAAAUUACCAAAAUUUCCUGAAAAGCAUGUCUGAUUCUGACUUGGACAAGGAAAAUAUUGAGGAAGACAGGCAAUGGUUCUAUCAGUCUUGCACUGAACUUGGCUUCUUUCAGACCACACAUUCAAGGAACCACACUUUUUCUGGAUUGCCUCUCAGGUAUUUUCUUAGUCAAUGUUUAGGUGUCUUUGGCUCUGAAUUCAAUUACAAUUCACUGACUCAGAGUGUUCAGGCCAUCAACAUGUACUAUGGUGGUUUCAAUGUGAAUGGAAGCAAGAUCAUCUUUUCCAAUGGUUCCCUUGAUCCAUGGAAUGCUCUGGGAAUCACAAAGGAUAUCAGCGAAGAUUUGCCUGCUGUCUUCAUUAAAGGUGGAGAGCAUUGUGCAGAUAUGUACCAACAAAAGGAUACUGAUUCAGCUGAACUAAUUCAAGCACGAGAAAAAAUUUUCCACAUUCUACAGAAAUGGCUUAAGGAAUAG